Molecule: messenger RNA, 1961 nt
Organism: Pseudophryne corroboree (corroboree frog)
Lineage: Eukaryota; Metazoa; Chordata; Amphibia; Anura; Myobatrachidae
Gene: SNX3
Product: sorting nexin 3
Exons: 5
Coding region: 171-749 (192 amino acids)
Biological process (GO): endocytic recycling; late endosome to Golgi transport
Cellular component (GO): early endosome membrane; retromer complex
Molecular function (GO): phosphatidylinositol-3-phosphate binding
Source: RefSeq, a predicted model, not a curated record
CGCGCCUUCAGCCUGUCUGUGGCGAGCACGCGCGGCCUCGGUUUCGCUUCGCGAGCGCUCCUUCCUGCCGUGUCACCUGACUGACCACAGGCGCCACUUCCGGCAGUCGCGGGCCAGAACGGGACUCGUUCCGCCUGGGCCGUUGGUCGCUUAGUUCUCCUCCGCGAGAUAUGGCAGAGACGGUGGUGGACACGCGCCGGCUGCAUAGUAAGCCGCAGAACCUGAACGACGCUUACGGGCCGCCCAGCAAUUUCCUGGAGAUCGAGGUGUGCAGCCCUCACACGGUGGGAGUGGGCCGGAACCGGUAUACUACCUACGAGGUGCGUCUGAAGACAAACCUUCCCAUUUUUAAAUUGAAAGAGUCUUGUGUCCGCAGAAGAUACAGUGACUUUGAGUGGCUAAGAAGUGAGCUUGAAAGGGAGAGUAAGGUGGUUGUGCCAGCUUUACCUGGGAAGGCUCUCUUUCGUCAGCUUCCAUUCAGAGGAGAUGAAGGAAUCUUUGAUGACUCUUUCAUAGAGGAAAGAAAGCAAGGGCUUGAACAAUUUAUAAACAAGCGGCUCUUGUGGACCCGACAGUGGACGGGAGAUGCCGAUUCAAAGCGGCAUAUGGAGUCCUUGCCUUACAAAGGGGUGGAGUUGUUUGGAGACGGCCUCUCGGAUCUUGUCUCUACGGCUACGGCUGGGUUGCCGGCCACCCUUUGGCACAGAAUGAACGGUGCCUUCACAUGUUUUUACAGGAUGAAAUCAUAGACAAGAGCUACACACCGUCCAAAAUAAGACAUGCUUAACCACUGGAAAAUAAGUGAAAUUUUAUGACUCUAAAUAUUAUUUUAUGAAUAUCGUCGGCAUGUUACCUUUUGCUGUAAUAAGUAACAUACUAACAACUUUAUUACUUUAAAUCGUUGCUUUUUCUUUCCACUCUGGGAUCCAGUUCACUUGCUGCGAAAGUAAAUAAUUAAAUACACUUAAUCGCAAGGUGCUUUGUGGCAAGGGCUCUAAAAAGUGUGAUUUAAACUGUAAUGUUCUCGCACUGUACCUUUUAUGUACUCUGAACCAAAUUUCACACCAGUCGAUCUCACUAUUAAGAUGUCCUUGAAUAUCUCAAAUUUGAACUGUGAUCAGCCAUGCAUUCACAAAAGUUUGCAUAUUUCCACAUGCAUAUGGAAGGCAAUUCUUGGUCCAUAGAAAGACAGCAGUGUUAACUGAGUUGUAUUCAGUUGUGUUCAGGUCUUCCAGAGAGAGCCUAACUAUGGGCUUCACCAUUUCUCACCGUUUGGUAAUAAGAAGAACUUUGGAGCUUUUAUGUCAUUAGCCUCUCUGAGUCCGCUUACGUCAGACAUUCUGCAGUGUUGUUUGCCUGUCAUUUCUCCUGUACUCUGUUUAUGGGUAGAAUAAUGUCUUGUCUUGUCCCCCCAUCUCCUUGUGUUUCCUGUUGCUUAUUGAGAGCUAUUUUGUCAUUUUUCAAGUGGCUGGUAAUUUAAUUUUUGCCUUUUUACAGUUGAGGACAAUGAAAUGGUGUUUGUUUUGAGGACCAAAAUUACUUCUCAUUAAUCACUGGUUUGAUUGUAACUGUUGCUCACUGUAGUUGCCUUUUUAUGUUCUUGCCACAAAAGCUUUUCACCUUGGCAGUUAAGCUACUUGUGGGAUUGCUAUAUUUUUUUUUUUUUUAUUAAGUUGAGAAAUCUAAAAUACACUUCUCCGUUCAUAUACUUGUAUUGUUUAAUUCGUAUCUGUCUAGCAAUAGUUUGGCAGCUAACUGGCACUAACUUUGAAUCUCACUCAAGUUUUUCUGCUGCGUUAUCGUCCUAUUACAUUUACUAUGCGGACACCUGCUACUCUGUACUUUGUAUCUUUAAUGUGUAAUGUCUACACAUUAAUAUACUUCAAUGCUUGCAAAAGACUUUAUUAAAAAUUGUUACAUGGAAAUUACUUUAUACAAGUAUAAAAAAAACCUUUAUAUGA